AUGGCCUUUUCUGGGACACACCGACCUCCAAAAUUAAAGACUUCGUACAAAAUCCAGCGCGCCCUAACUCCCCUACACACCGGUGGCCCAAUCGCCCUCACCCCCUCAGGAGGACAUAUCAUCACCCUCCUCGGUCCCGAAGCGCGGCUCACAUCCGUCCACACCGGGUCAGUAGGAUGUACCUUCCAAGGCGACUCUAGCGGGAUCACAGCGCUCUGUCUUUCGCCCUCCGGGAGGCACCUGUGUGUAUUUUAUCAAAGCUUGGCUUUGAGGAUUUAUGAACUGCCGCCGCUUGCCCUUCCUCUGGCGCAGGGGUCGGGAUCGGGAUCUUCCCCUCCCCCCGUACCGCCCCUGCGGCAGAUAGCGAGAUCACACGACGCGCCCGUGCAUACGUGUACUGUAGAUCGGACAAGCACGCUCCUCGCUUCUGGCUCAGCGGACGGAGUCGUCAAAGUCUGGGACAUUCUCCAGGGGUACGUGACGCACGUCUUUCGCGGACAUGGGGGUGUCGUUUCGGCGCUGAGAUUUAACAUGCCUUUUGUGGAUGCUAUGGGUGCGAAGCGUGGGGAUGGGGAUGGAUAUGGGGCGGGGAGGGUGAGGCAGUUGGUCACCGGGAGUGUGGAUUCCCGAGUUCGGGUUUGGGAGCUUGAUCCUUCCCCGGAUGAGGGUGAAGGGGGCGCGGGGAAGAAGCACCAGCUGCUGGAAGGACAUGUGAGUGCUGUUAGAGGGCUUGAUGUCAGUGCGGACGGGAAAUGGCUCGUCAGCGGGGGGAGGGACGGUGUGCUCCUCAUCUGGGACAUCUCUGGUACUCAAACUUCUCAAAAGAAAGGGAAGGGGAAGGGGAAGAAGGCAGAGCUAGCAAAGACUAUCCCUCUCGGAGGGUCGUGCGAGGCCGCGGGAAUCGUCCGAAGUGAGGAGGAUGUCAGGGGUGCUGGGAGGGGGAAGGACGUUGGGGGAAGGCUGAGGUUGUGGGCUGCUGUUGCUGGUGGAGGACUGAGCGUGUGGGACGCGAGUGAGGGGAAGAAGCUGCUCGUGCUUGGAUCUGUCGCUGCUGGGGAAGAGAGGGAGAUCGUUGAUGCUCUGUACUUACCCGCCAUAGGCAGCUUGGUCAGCGUACAUGCUGACCAGAAUAUCUUGUUCCAUUCUAUUGCUACUGGACUGCCGACACAGCAGUUGGUAGGGUACAACGACUCGAUCGUCGAUGCUGUUUUCCUCUCCCCUCUCGCACCCAGCACCGGCAUGCCCGAGCCUGCCGACCCGACAACAGAAGAUACCCACCUGGCGAUAGCGACAAACUCGUCCUUGAUCAGGGUGUACAAUACGGCAACGAACGACGCCCGCCUCCUCCCGGGGCACGGGGAUAUGGUACUUUCCCUUGCUGGUUCUAGCGGGGGGAAGAUCCUAGCCUCAGGGGGGAAAGACCGCUCCGCCCGGCUCUGGGCACUCUGUCCGCCACCGGCCGAGUCCCAGGAAACACAAGGCGCGGAAUGGCGCUGUGUCGGGAUAUGCGACGGGCACGCCGAGUCCGUCGGGGCUGUCGUCCUCUCCCGCCUCCCGCCUUCCCAGGACCUAGGAUUCCUCAUCACCGGCUCCCAAGACCGGACGAUCAAACUCUGGGACCUGUCCGCCCUCCUUCCCCAGGCUGACGGUACCUGGCCCUCCGAGCCCUCCAGGCCCAAAAGUCUCACCACCCUCAAAGCUCAUGAAAAGGAUAUAAACGCGCUCGAUAUCGCGCCUAACGACAAGCUCCUCGCCUCUGCCAGCCAGGACAAGACGGUCAAAGUGUACGAAAUCGACUACACGGCCAAGGUAAGGAACGGCCAGCACGCGGAGGGCGACCUGAAGCUGUUGGGCACGUGUAGGGGGCAUAAGAGGGGAGUGUGGACGGUCAGGUUUGGCAGGAACGAUCGGGUGCUCGCUAGUGGGAGCGGGGAUAAGACGAUCCGGCUCUGGAGUUUGCAGGAUUUCAGCUGCUUGAAGACGUUUGAGGGACAUACGAAUUCUGUCCUCAGGGUGGACUUCUUGAGCGCUGGUAUGCAGCUCGUGAGCGCGGCGAGUGACGGGCUUGUCAAGCUGUGGAAUGUGAAGGAGGAAGAAUGUGUCACGAGCCUGGACAACCACGAUGACCGGAUAUGGGCACUCGCGGUGUCGAAAGACGAGUCUACGAUCGUCUCUGCCGGAGCGGACAGUGUGAUCACCUUCUGGCAUGACAGCACGGAGGAAGAAGCCAUCGCAGCCGAAGAGUCGCGCAUAGCCGAAGUAGCGCACGAGCAGGAUUUCCUCAACUACGUCUCGCUCAAGGACUACAGAAGCGCUAUCCUUCUCGCUUUGUCGAUGAACCAGCCCAAGCGGCUCUUGAACCUGGUUACGACGAUCAACGCUGCCCGUGCUCCUGGGAAGAAGAGCAUCACCGGCAGCCCAGAGGUUGACCAGGUGAUCAAAACCUUGGGCCAGGCGGAUCUUGUCUCCCUGCUCAAGCAUGUGCGGAAUUGGAACGCCACGGCUCGGACGAGCCCGAUUGCUCAGCUCAUACUGCACGCUGUGUUCAAACUUCACACAGCGGAGGAUAUCACCAACGCUUUCUCUUCCCAGAAGAAUGACAAGCCGGAGAUGAACAUAGACGGUGAGGAGGACGUGCAGAAGCGAAAAACAGACGUGUCACUCAAAGAACUCAUCGAUGGGCUCUUACCAUACACGGAACGACAUUAUGCGAGAGCGGAGCGGCUUGUGCAGGACAGUUAUGUAGUAGACCACGUGUUGGGGCAGAUGCACGACUGGCUACUUGACGAUGGGGAUGUCGCGAUGGCAUAG
Messenger RNA from Dacryopinax primogenitus, 2811 nucleotides. RefSeq names its product WD40 repeat-like protein. Gene Ontology annotation, molecular function: protein binding; U3 snoRNA binding. The record is from RefSeq and is a predicted model, not a curated record. The transcript has 5 exons. NCBI's taxonomy places the organism in Eukaryota, Fungi, Basidiomycota, Dacrymycetes, Dacrymycetales, Dacrymycetaceae. Gene Ontology annotation, biological process: endonucleolytic cleavage to generate mature 5'-end of SSU-rRNA from (SSU-rRNA, 5.8S rRNA, LSU-rRNA); endonucleolytic cleavage in 5'-ETS of tricistronic rRNA transcript (SSU-rRNA, 5.8S rRNA, LSU-rRNA). The coding region runs from base 1 to 2811 and encodes 936 amino acids. Gene Ontology annotation, cellular component: small-subunit processome; nucleolus; 90S preribosome.